This is a messenger RNA of Peronospora matthiolae, 462 nucleotides long. NCBI's taxonomy places the organism in Eukaryota, Oomycota, Peronosporomycetes, Peronosporales, Peronosporaceae. The record is from the annotation of a GenBank genome assembly.
AUGGUUGGCCUAGGGCCGAGUGAUCAAGGACGUGAUUCCUUUGAUGUGUGUAUGGUGGCACGUGAAACUACACCGAGUGCGGUCGGCCGUGAGAGCACCGCACUGAAUGUCGGUAAUGACAUUGUUGGCGAUACGCCGUAUAGUGUGGGCGGCCGUGAGGGCACCACACCUAAUGUCAGUAAUGACAUUGUUGGCGAUACGCCGUAUAGUGUGGGCGGCCGUGAGGGCACCACAUCUAAUGACAGUAAUGACAUUGUUGGCGAUACGCCGUAUAGUGUGGACGGCCGUGAGGGCACCACGCUUAACGCCGGUAAUGGCGUUGUUGGCGAUUCGCCAUAUGGUGUGGGCGGCCGUGAGGGCACCACACCUAAUGUCGGUCAAGACAAAAGCUCUCGUAUAGAGCAUACUAUGGUUGGUAGUAACCAUGGGGACAAUAUUGUCCCGACCCCUAAGGGGGAGUAA